Messenger RNA from Dentiscutata erythropus, 525 nucleotides. The record is from the annotation of a GenBank genome assembly. Lineage: Eukaryota; Fungi; Glomeromycota; Glomeromycetes; Diversisporales; Gigasporaceae.
CAGAUUGUUUGAAAGGAUUUCGAAAAUUAAUGAAAGGUAAAUUUGGUCUUGAUAUAUCUCAUUAUGUAUCUCUCCCUUCAUUUGCAGAAGAUGCUCUAUAUAAAACUACAGGACAAGAAAUCGAGUUAUUUACUGAUGAUAACAUGUACCUCUUCUGUGAGAAAGGAAUUAGAGGUGGUAUUACAAUGGUAAGUAAUCGUCAAGUUAAAGCUAACAAUCCUCAAUGCCCCCCUUAUUUUGAUAGCGAAGCUAGUAUCAAGACACAUUUAGAUUCAGAAGAAGCACCCCCGAAAGGACGCCAUGACCAUGCAAUGAUGCAAUCUAUGCCAACAGGAGGACAUAGAUGGAUAACACCUGAAGAAACUCCAGACCUUUUUAAUAAAAUUACUAAGUGUGAGAUUGCAGAUAACGCAUCCAAAGGCUAUAUUCUUGAGGUAGACCUUGACUAUCCAUAUAAAUUACAUAAAUCACAUACUUCAUAUCCUUUAGCUCCUGAAAAUAUCGAGAUUUCCAAAGAGGAAAUGA